Messenger RNA from Anarrhichthys ocellatus (wolf-eel), 4018 nucleotides. It is a transcript of the gene u2af2a, whose product is annotated as U2 small nuclear RNA auxiliary factor 2a. Lineage: Eukaryota; Metazoa; Chordata; Actinopteri; Perciformes; Anarhichadidae. Gene Ontology annotation, molecular function: RNA binding. Gene Ontology annotation, cellular component: nucleus. Bases 580 to 2052 code for a protein of 490 amino acids. The record is from RefSeq and is a predicted model, not a curated record. The transcript has 13 exons. Gene Ontology annotation, biological process: mRNA processing.
UUGUCAUUCAUCAACUUCCGGUGUCAAGGUAACUGGGGGACGGAGAAAAAAAAGCGGGCAUACCGACAUCGUUUUCGCAAGUCUUCUAGCAUUUAAAGGCGUAUACAUUUGACGUAUAUAGUUAAAUAACCGUGCAUUGUGAACCAGGGGUCGCCUGGGAUUUGUUUUUGUCUUGGAAAAGAGUCUAAUUCAUUCGACUUUCGUACUCGCUAGCUAGCUAACUGGCUAACGAUCCUCCACACUAGUGUCUGGAGCAGCAGGCCUUCUUCUUCUGGACUUUGCUAAGAGCUAGUGAGCUAACAUUAGCAAGCUAACCCAUGCGAGCACGUUUUAUUUCUCAACGAUUCUCUCUGUUGCUUUGUAAAUAAAUACCACACCGCAGAUGCGUGUAAUUGUUAACGAUUUUUGGCAUUUCUGUCGUUAAGAAGGCUGCAAGUUGAAGCUAAACGCACUUGAGCUGUAACGUUACAUCGGCGAGGCUCUUGUUUUUAAGUGUUGUGCACUUUGUUGCUAGCUUAAGCUAGCCACCGCCGACUGAACAACGCAGCCGCUGAAAGCGUAGCAGCCUUCGACUCGGAGAUGUCGGACUUCGACGAAUUCGAAAGACAGCUCUCUGAAAACAAACAAGCUGAAAGAGACAAAGAGAACCGCCACCACCGCCGGUCCUCCUCCCGCAGCCGCAGCAGAGAGAGGAAAAGGAGGAGCAGAGACAGGGACAGACGCAGCAGGGACCGUCGCGGGGACAGUAAGGACAGUAAGGACCGCAGACACAGACGCAGGGACAAUGCACACCCGCCGACAGUUGAACUCUCACCAGCCACCUUCCCCCCGGACAAUGCUGGAAGCCGUUCUCCACACCGUGAGAAGAAGAAGAACAAGGUGAAGAAGUACUGGGAUGUCCCUCCUCCUGGUUUUGAACACAUCACUCCCAUGCAGUACAAAGCCAUGCAAGCUGCAGGCCAGAUCCCAGCCACAGCCCUCCUGCCGACCAUGACUCCAGAUGGCCUGGCUGUUACUCCCACCCCAGUACCUGUAGUGGGCAGCCAGAUGACCCGGCAGGCCCGCCGGCUCUACGUUGGCAACAUACCCUUUGGUAUCACAGAGGAGUCCAUGAUGGACUUUUUCAAUGCCCAGAUGCGUUUGGGUGGUCUUACUCAGGCCCCUGGAAACCCUGUCCUUGCAGUACAGAUCAACCAGGAUAAGAAUUUUGCCUUCCUCGAGUUCCGUUCAGUGGACGAAACAACACAGGCAAUGGCCUUUGAUGGUAUAAUCUUUCAAGGCCAGAGUCUCAAGAUUCGUCGUCCCCACGAUUACCAGCCCCUGCCCGGCAUGAGCGAGAACCCCAGUGUCUAUGUGCCUGGUACACAGCCAAUUAAUGGUGUGGUGUCUACAGUGGUGCCCGACUCGGCUCACAAGCUCUUCAUUGGCGGCUUGCCCAACUACCUGAACGAUGACCAGGUGAAGGAGCUCUUGACGUCAUUUGGGCCUCUGAAGGCUUUCAACCUGGUGAAGGACAGUGCUACUGGCUUAUCUAAAGGAUAUGCCUUUUGUGAAUAUGUUGACGUCAACCUUAAUGACCAGGCUAUAGCUGGGCUGAACGGCAUGCAGCUGGGAGACAAGAAGCUCCUGGUGCAGAGAGCCAGUGUGGGAUCCAAGAACGCCACUCUGACAAGUAUAAAUCAGACCCCAGUGACGCUGCAGGUGCCGGGUAUGAAUAGCUCAGUCACUCAGAUGGGUGGCCUGCCCACUGAGGUGCUGUGUCUGAUGAACAUGGUGGCGCCAGAGGAGCUGCUGGAUGAUGAAGAAUAUGAGGAGAUUGUGGAGGAUGUCAGGGACGAGUGCAGCAAGUACGGCCAAGUUAAGAGCAUUGAGAUCCCUCGACCUGUGGACGGCCUGGAGGUGCCUGGGACUGGCAAGAUCUUUGUGGAGUUCAUGUCCGUGUUUGACUCCCAGAAGGCCAUGCAGGGGCUGACAGGAAGGAAGUUUGCCAACAGGGUGGUGGUGACCAAAUACUGCGAUCCAGAUGCUUAUCACCGUCGAGACUUCUGGUAGAGGAGGCAUGAAGAGAAGAGCGGGUGGGGUGGGGGGGUGGGGGGGAACAUGUAUUGUCCAUUUUCAAAUCGGCCCCCUGAUUGAUUUGGCAGAGCAAUGUUUCAGGUAGAUCUAAGAGAAUUAAUCAUUUGACAAAUGGCUUUGAUGUUAUCUAAUUAAUCAUUUGAGAUCUAUGGAAAUGUCAGCAGUUAAAACAGUUUUUGGGAAUUGGAGAAGAGUGGGGAGUGUUUAUAUUGAGUCCAUAACGGAGGGGGCUAGGUUUGGGUGGUAAUGGUGUAGCUGGGUGGGAGGGGAAGUCGAUGAUUUUUUUUUGAGAAAUGUGUGUAAUAAUAGGUUCAGGAUGGGGUUAACAAUUUUUAUACUUUGUGAGACAGGGACGUCAUUUUGGGUGGGAGGGGGGUACCAAACUUUAAGGUUUGUAUUUAAAUGGAGGCAGCCUGUUUUAAGUACAUUAGGAAGAAGUUGCAGUCGGGAACUAACUGGACUGUUCUGAUGGAGAAGAGGGAUGGAAAAUAAAAACAGGAGUGUUUAUUUGUGAGAGGGAGAUGUGGGGGGGGGGGGGGGGGGGGGGGGGGGAUGGAGAGGAGGAUGAGGGCAUUUUCAUUUGACCAUCUAAUCUAGAUACACAGUAGCUGUAACAUUCGCUUCCGUUUUGCCGCCAUCAUUAGAACGGUGAGAACAGAGUCCUCAUUUUUCAGUUGUUUUUUUUCUGACUUGACUCAUCUCAGCGUUCUUUCAAUUUUUAUCAGACUACUGCCCCCCUCAGGACGAUUGUCAGUGAACAUGUUGUCUAAUUGGACUCUAUCUAAAUGUCAACUGUAAUUGUUCCAAUGCUGUGUGUAGCUUCACUGAUUUGAGCUGUAAUAUCACCUUAUAUUCAGGCCGCAGAAUAACAUGAGCUGCUGAAAAAAAACAUUCUCCACUAUACCAUUUUGAGUUUCUUUUCCUGUAAUUUUUUUUUUUUGUCACACCCAUUUCUGUGCACGGCUUUUAACAGGUGAGGUUGUUUGUCUCAGCAGUUCAGUCCUGAUUUAAUUAGAGAAAAUAAUACAAAGAAAGAUGGAGAGAGGCAAACACAUUGGUCUUUUCCAAAAAGCCUUAAUGUUAUUACAUGUCAAUUUGCUAGAGAAAUAAAUUUGGCUUGCCCCUCUACCAAUGAUGUCAGUACGUUUAAUAAAUGUCACUAUCUUGUCCUGAAGUCUUGCAUCACUAGUUUUCUUCUAUCCUUGUGUCCCAGCAGAUUUGGGGUGUAAGAUGUGUUGGACCCGGUUGUUUUUUGUGUGCAACGUCUCACCUCUUUGAUAAGACCAAAUAAACACAUGACUAAUACCCUUGACUCAUGUUGUACUGCAGGGUGAAACCAAAACCACACAACUUCUCUCUGUCCUGUCAACUUCCAGUAUGAUUUGUAUUGAAGACAAACUAGAGAAUUUGAUGGCAGAUGGCUUGUGCACACUAAAUUAUUCAAACUAAUACUGUGAUAGCUCGUUUGAGACAUUUGGGCUCUCUGGGGAUGAAUUGGUGAAUGAAAGCCUGCAGAGUGUCUUUCUAUCCUAUACCUAACUAAAUUUAAACAAACAAAAUUUCACAUUUUAGUGUUUUGAUGUUGUUGAAAGGGGGUUUCCACCAAAUCUAAGAGGUCUGUAUGUAUUUGCACAAAAUCAGUUUUUCCCUCAUCUUCUAACCUUAAAUCUCUGAGGACCACAUGUUCACACUGUACGGGCCUGAGACUGCUUUUUUUUGGGUUGCUGAAGAAAGAUUGUCAGUGAUAACUUAUGAAAUGUUACUUCUUACUUUCUGAAAUCUGCUUUCUCAGUGUCAGCCAUUUAAUUUCUUUCCUCUCUGGAAAAAUGUGAUUUCUUAAAUGAUUUAAAAUCCUAAAAACCACAUCUAGUUUAUAAAAAGCAAAAACUGUCUUUCGUUUGUCCAAUUUGUUUUCAAAUGUUGAUUAAAAACUGAAUUUACA